Topomyia yanbarensis is the source of this 1037-nucleotide messenger RNA. RefSeq names its product translation initiation factor eIF-2B subunit alpha (gene eIF2Balpha). Gene Ontology annotation, biological process: translational initiation. Gene Ontology annotation, cellular component: eukaryotic translation initiation factor 2B complex. The record is from RefSeq and is a predicted model, not a curated record. Gene Ontology annotation, molecular function: guanyl-nucleotide exchange factor activity; translation initiation factor activity. The transcript has 6 exons. The coding region runs from base 98 to 1012 and encodes 304 amino acids. NCBI's taxonomy places the organism in Eukaryota, Metazoa, Arthropoda, Insecta, Diptera, Culicidae.
CGCUUACUGGAUGCGUGGAUUUUCCGGAUUUUCGUCAGUUUACACCGAGUUAUAGGACUAGGAAAUAGUUGCAGAGUUAAAAUACACAUUUCUCCUAAUGAAGCAGACAGCCGAAAAAUUUGAUGUCGAACGGUACUUUCUCGGCAUUUUGGACAAAGAUGAUAGUCUAUCAUCCGGGAUUGCUGCUAUCAAAACGUUGCUGAUGGUGUUGGAGAAAACUAAAUUUGACACCGUACAGGAACUGCACUCGACCAUCCAGGCGGCGGUGCAGUCCAUGCGCAACACGAACAAACCGAUGACGUCAGUUGUGUCCGGAAGCGAACUGUUCUCGCGCUUUAUUACGCUGGCAAAGUUUGACGAUAAAACAAUGGCCGAAGUUCGACAGAUUAUGCUGAGCCGGGGAAAACUUUUCCUAGACAAGCUGCUGGAAAGCCGGCACAUCCUUGCGAAACAGGCCACCGGCUUCAUCAGCGAUGGGUGUCGCAUUUUGACCCACUCCCGGUCACGAACGGUACGAGAUACGUUGAUACUGGCGGCAAAAAUGAACAAACGCUUUCAGGUUUAUUGCACCCAGAGCUUCAUCGAUAAGCAGGGGGAACAGAUGCAGAAAGAGCUGGAGGCUGAGGGAAUCGAGUGUACACUGAUUCUGGACUCGGCGGUCGGUUAUGUGAUGGAGACGGUUGAUCUGGUGUUUGUCGGAGCCGAGGGAGUCGUGGAAAGCGGUGGUAUCAUAAAUCGGAUCGGAACGUUUACGAUGGCCAUGUGUGCCCGGGAGAUGAAGAAACCUUUUUACGUGCUUGUGGAAAGCUUUAAGUUUACCCGGUUGUAUCCGUUAAAUCAGCGAGACCUGCCGGAUGAUUAUAAGUAUCCCAAAAGCAGCCUAGGAGAUAUCUCGAAAGCGCAUCCGAUGGUGGACUAUACGCCACCCGUUUACAUUACGCUGCUUUUCACGGAUUUGGGAAUACUGACACCUUCGGCUGUUAGUGAUGAGCUGAUUAAACUAUAUCUGUGAAUAAAUUUUAUCGUUUUAUAAAGAA